UGCCCGCUGGCAUUCCGCACUCGACGCGAGGGCGAAGCGCACGCCCGUAUUUUUAAGUAACGCGACCGACGCGCCGCGCGCCCGCGGCUAACCACCCGCCAUGUUUGACGUUUUCGGCUCUGUGAAGGGCCUUCUCAAGCUCGACUCGGUGUGCAUCGACAAUAAUGUGUUUCGCCUCCACUACAAAGCCACCGUGAUAAUACUUGUAACGUUCUCUCUUCUCGUUACUUCACGACAAUACAUCGGUGACCCGAUUGAUUGUAUCGUCGACGAUAUUCCGUAUGCCGUUAUGGACACAUAUUGCUGGAUCUACUCAACGUUUACUAUUCCAAACAGACUUGUUGGACGAGUUGGAAAAGAUAUAGUUCAACCAGGUGUUGCGUCUCACGUUGACGGACAAGAUGAAGUGAAAUAUCAUAAGUACUAUCAGUGGGUGUGCUUCGUGUUAUUCUUCCAGGCCAUUCUUUUUUACGUGCCGCGUUAUCUUUGGAAGACAUGGGAAGGUGGCCGCAUAAAAAUGUUAGUACUUGACUUAAAUUGCCCAGUUGUUGGAGAAGACUGUAAGAAAGACCGUAAGAAAUUACUUGUUGAUUAUUUCAAGACGAACUUACACACACAAAACUUCUACGCGUUCCGUUUCUUCAUCUGCGAAGUGCUGAACUUUAUCAAUGUAGUGGGUCAGAUAUAUUUUAUGGACUUUUUCUUGGAUGGAGAAUUCUCAACAUACGGUCGUGAUGUUGUACGUUUUACAGAAAUGGAGCCAGAAGAACGUGAAGAUCCAAUGGCAAGAGUUUUUCCUAAAGUUACAAAAUGCACAUUCCAUAAGUACGGUCCUUCAGGUACUGUUCAGAAAUUCGACGGCCUGUGUGUUUUGCCCUUGAAUAUUGUCAAUGAAAAGAUCUACGUUUUCCUGUGGUUUUGGUUUAUCAUCUUAUCCAUAUUGAGUGGCAUAUCGCUAGUGUAUCGAGCAGCUGUAGUGGCAGGCCCGCGUGUCCGUCUCUACCUGCUACGUGCCCGCAGUCGCCUAGCUCCUCAGGACCAGGUUGAGACCGUUGCACAACAGCUGCAGAUCGGUGAUUGGUUUGUGCUUUAUCAACUUGGGAAAAAUAUAGAUCCCCUCAUUUUCAAAGAGUUAAUGGAUGACUUAGCGAAGAAAUUUGAAAAAAACAAGGACACAGUGUAGAUCGAUUGUAGAUAAUGGACAAUGGCUGGUAGUGACGUGCUAGUGUGCUAGGGCUGGGUCGCGGGCGCAGUGCAACCGGCAACUCUGCACCGCGGCUACCUGCCCAUAGUCCGUACCGCGCCCGAGCACAAAGAGCGCCGGGAAUGCUUGCGCGUCGACAUUCCAAUACUAAAGCUCGACACGGGGAACGACCUCUGCCGAGCCAGUCAUUAUAUUCCAGAGCCGCUUUAAAACUCUUUAAGCUACUGAAAUAAUGUAAGAUUAUUCUUCAGGCUAGUUAGACUACGCGUGCCAAUGCACGUCUGCAUUUAGACUAACAUUUUAGGGCAUAUACAAAUGUAGCUUAGUUAGAUCUCGUGCCUUCCUUUUGUAUUUUGCGUAAGUUUGUUAUGUAUGACGGUUGAUGUUGAAGGGACGUUCCAUUGUGAUAUGUAAUUAUUAUUAUAUCUAAAUUAAGUGUUUAUCGUGAUGAUGGGUGAUCGAUUGAAAGAUGGCUGGCUUAGUUCUAAGUUGUACCUAGUUUUUAGUAUACUGAUGUAAUCUUGUUGUCGAAUGUUUAUACUCGGUACGAUAUUGUAUAAAGCAAUAAUAAGAAUUAGUAAAUCAAUUGUUUAUACUAUUGACAAUAUUGUAACAAUGAAAUUUAUACUUCUCUAUACAUAUAUACUUUUAUACUGACGAAGUCGAAUCGACUAGGGUUAAUAUUUUCUGAAUAUAUUUACUGCCACAUUA
Molecule: messenger RNA, 1915 nt
Organism: Leptidea sinapis
Lineage: Eukaryota; Metazoa; Arthropoda; Insecta; Lepidoptera; Pieridae
Gene: Inx2
Product: innexin inx2
Exons: 1
Coding region: 101-1183 (360 amino acids)
Biological process (GO): phototransduction
Cellular component (GO): plasma membrane; gap junction
Molecular function (GO): gap junction channel activity
Source: RefSeq, a predicted model, not a curated record